AUGAACGACGCUCCCUCCCAGACCGCUGUCGUGCGGCUCGUCACGCCUGACCCAGGUCUCACCGACUCACACCACGGUCCCGAGAACUAUCACUACUACCGCCGCAACACCUCUUAUGAGGACGGUGUCCCGCGGUACUUCAACAACCCAUGGCCAUCCUACCGCUCUCCGUCCCUCGGAGACGCCUACCGAGCCUACAAUCUCGGCGCGGCCAUUGCGCACCCCGAACCGCGCAAGCUGAAUGGGCUGACUCGGUCAAAAUCGAGCGUAUCCAUCAACGAGGGGAACCACGUCUACAAGUGCGAAGACGGGGAGGAUGCGCCGAGGUUGGAGAAGAAGGGGUGGAUGCCCGAGGCGACCUAUGUCCGGCCGGUGUUUGCGGAAGUGUUUGACGAUGAUGACGAAGAUGAGGAUUGGAGGGAUCCGCCCGUACAGGUCGUUCAGCCAAAGUGGGGCGGAGUGGGGGAUAAGGGAGAGAAGGAGACGGUCACUUGGUUGGGACAUGCAGGGGUGUUGGUGCAGGUGCCGUGGAGGAACAACGGGAGGGACGGGAUGUGUGGGGUCCUGUAUGACCCGAUCUUUUCGAACAGGUGCUCGCCAAGCCAGUAUGUCGGCCCUCACCGACAUGUAGACCCGCCGUGCUCGGUCUCGCUUCUGCCAGAGAUUCACGUUUGCUGUAUCUCGCACGAUCACUAUGAUCAUCUUGACUACUACACGAUCAUGGACCUUUGGAAGUACCACCACAAGACGAUCCACUUCCUCGCCCCGCUAGCUCUCAAGCCGUGGUUCGUCAGUUCAGGUAUCCCCGAGGACCGCGUCACAGAGCUCGACUGGUGGCACGAGACCAUCCUUACCUUCCCUUCGGCUUCCGCCUCUUCUGCCGCCGCUUCUGCAACGGACGCGCCGACCGCGUUGAACGGUACGGACCUCGCACUGAAGUUCGCCUUUACGCCAGCCCAGCACCGGUCUGGAAGGGGAUUACUGGACCAUAUGAAGACGCUCUGGGGGAGCUGGAUGUUUGGGGUGAUUGGGAAGGAGGAGUGGAGUGGGAGAGAGGAGAGGGGUAUGCAGGGCUGGAAGGGGUUCAAGUGUUUCUUUGGCGGUGAUACGGGAUAUCGAUACGCCACUGCUCCCGAAGGAGAUGACGACGCUAUCUGUCCCGCGUUUGAAGAAAUCGCAAAGCACUACGCCCCAGUCACACUCUCCCUCCUCCCCCUCAACACAGGCUCCUCCCUCCCAUUCCUCCGAACCAUCCUCUCCCUCUCUCUCGAUCAAUACACCCUGACCUCUUCGCAGCAUUGCAGCCCUGGCGACUCGCUCGAGAUCCACCGGAUCAUGCAGGCUGAGCGGAGCGUGGGAAUGCACUGGGGAACGUUUUGUGAUCGGGAUGAGAGCCGGGGGACGCGGGUGGAAUUUGGGCGUGGGAGGAGGGAGAGGGGCGUGGGGAAGAUGUGGGAGGGGGCGGGAAGGUUCGUGCUUGCGGAUAUUGGGGAGACUUUGGUUUUCCCCUAG
Messenger RNA from Dioszegia hungarica, 1512 nucleotides. Its product is annotated as beta-lactamase superfamily domain-containing protein. Gene Ontology annotation, biological process: N-acylethanolamine metabolic process; N-acylphosphatidylethanolamine metabolic process. The transcript is spliced from 7 exons. The record is from RefSeq and is a predicted model, not a curated record. Gene Ontology annotation, cellular component: membrane-bounded organelle; cytoplasm. Gene Ontology annotation, molecular function: N-acylphosphatidylethanolamine-specific phospholipase D activity. NCBI's taxonomy places the organism in Eukaryota, Fungi, Basidiomycota, Tremellomycetes, Tremellales, Bulleribasidiaceae. The coding region runs from base 1 to 1512 and encodes 503 amino acids.